GCACCGCGCGACACGUACAACUCGACCCUAAAAAGCACCUAGGCCAGUCGACCUCACCCACACCUACAGACAUGGAGAGCAGCAAGCCAGAACCUGGCCGUGGUCGUGGGAUGCUUGGGGCCUAUUGAGCCUCAUGUGCACGAGCGAAUAUAGUCGUCCUUGCCGACUCACCCUUCAGCUUGAGAUCUGGAAUAGGUCGAUGCGCACAGAUGCGAAUUCAAGCAGGAUGGCCGGCGAACCCGUUUCCCCCGCAUCGAACAUGUCGACCUUGCGGCUGUCGACUACAAGUGAACUGGAUGAUGUACGCUCGCUGGCCCCGUUUCUUAACCUCUGGUGUGGUUCGAUAACUGCUCGUGUGCUGCGCAGCAGCUUAUCGAAAUGGUGCGACAUACAGAGCACGCUCGAUGGUGCCGUGCUCACUGUCUGUCUGUACAGGCUCAAGAACAUGAACGCGUUCAAUGAUGCGAUGAUGCACGACGUCGUCUUUGUAUUUGAGCUUGCUGACGCCGAUGAGCACAUCAAGGCUUUCGUACUGACAAGCGGCGGAAAGGCGUUCUGCGCAAGCGCAGACCUCCAAGCUGGAUUGGGCGCCGAUGCCGGCGGCCAGUUCCACCUGCACCGCGAUGGAGGCUAACAUGCGGCCCUUGCCAUCCGCAAUUGCCGCAGGCUCGUCAUCACUGCGGUGCAGGGUAGCACGGUGUGCAUGGGAGUGAUGACGGU
Messenger RNA from Tilletiaria anomala UBC 951, 720 nucleotides. RefSeq lists its product as uncharacterized. The record is from RefSeq and is a predicted model, not a curated record. NCBI's taxonomy places the organism in Eukaryota, Fungi, Basidiomycota, Exobasidiomycetes, Georgefischeriales, Tilletiariaceae. Bases 227 to 634 code for a protein of 135 amino acids. The transcript has a single exon.